This is a messenger RNA of Octodon degus (degu), 1858 nucleotides long. It is a transcript of the gene Faap24, whose product is annotated as Fanconi anemia core complex associated protein 24. The record is from RefSeq and is a predicted model, not a curated record. Gene Ontology annotation, molecular function: chromatin binding. The coding region runs from base 114 to 935 and encodes 273 amino acids. Gene Ontology annotation, cellular component: Fanconi anaemia nuclear complex. Lineage: Eukaryota; Metazoa; Chordata; Mammalia; Rodentia; Octodontidae. Gene Ontology annotation, biological process: interstrand cross-link repair. The transcript is spliced from 4 exons.
GAUCCUGGUGACUUGGGGUGGAGGCGUGGUCCCGUGCUCUCUCGGUCCAGACCCACAACUGGACCGAUGAGCCCCAGGGUGCAGACCCAGCUGGGGCAUCAGGGGUCAGGCAGAUGCCUAAAUACAAGGACGCAGCCACUGAUGAAUUAUUCAGUCUUUCACCGACCCCUCUAGCUGGAAUCUUCCCGAAGGGGGCCCGGCUUCGCUUCGAGAAGAAUGUGAGGCCAGGUAGAGUAGAGCCUGUUCAAUUGUUACCUUGCAUUUCCUACAUUAGGUCGAGACCACCGAUGAACACGAACCCCUCUGACAGCGCGAGCCCCAUGCACGUGCCCUUGGGCCACAUCGUGGCCAAUGAGAAAUGGCGUGGGUCACAGCUGGCGCAGGAGAUGCAAGGAAAAAUUAAACUCGUCUUUGAAGAUGGCCUGACAAUGGUAGAUUUUUACCUGUCCAGCAGAUCGUGCAUUCUCUAUAUCACGGAAGCUGAUUUAGUGGCAGGAAAUGGCUACAGAAAGAGACUUGUUCGGGUUAGAAACUCUAGUAAUCUUCAAGGGAUUGUAGUAGUUGAAAAAACACAGAUGAGUCAACAGUACUUCCCUGCCAUUCAGAAGUUUACCGUGCUGGAUCUUGGGAUGGUGUUGCUUCCAGUGGCCAACCAGACAGAGGCAUCCUGCCUCAUCAUCCAGUUGGUUCAAGAGCAAACCAAAGAGCCUAGUAAGAACCCUUUCCUCAGGAAGAGAAGGGCUGCCCUCUCUGAGCCAUUUCUUCUCCGAACUGUGCAGCAGAUCCCAGGAGUUGGGAAAGUGAAAGCUCUUCUUCUCCUCCAGAAGUUUCCAAGUAUCCAGCAACUGAGUAAUGCUUCCAUCCAGGAACUUGAGCCAGUUGUUGGACAGGCAGCAGCACAGCAAAUCCAUGCCUUCUUCACUCAGUCCAGGUGACUGCUGGCCUUGCAUCUGUGACAUUUUUUCAUUUAAAUCACCGACUAUAAGAUCUGGUGUUCAUCUUUAAAAACCAAGAAAAAAUUUCCUUUCACAGCAACUUGGGAAACACAAGGAGAGGCUUAAUGGAUACUGCACAGUACUAAUUUGCUCUGUAGCUUUGGGCAUGUAAGUUAGUGGCACAGGUGACACUUCCCUUGUUCUGCCUAAGAUGAAAAAGCCCUUCCUUUGCUGGAUCCAGUUUAAAAAUCAAGUUCAGGUAGAUUUUUAUUUAUUUUUGGCAGAACUGGGGAUUGAACUCAGGCCCUUGCACUUGCUAGGGAAGCGCUUAUUCCACUGAGCCGUCUCCCAGGCCCCUUAAGUAGAUUUUGAUGAGUGACCUUAACCAGCACCUGCCAUGGGAAGGUAUUGUAAAGUUCAGGUGCUGGACACAACCACCUAAAGGAAAUAAUCUACAAGGAAGCACUGUGCACCCUAAGGCCCUCGUUCCUGGUGGCGAGGCUAUUGCUCUUCAGGUCUGGCCUGCAUAUGCUGUGUUCUGAGGGCUGCUGCUGCCAAGGUAAAUAAACAAAUGUUCAACAGUCCCUUUGUACCUUCAUUCCUGCCUUCCUGUUUUUUUGGAGGGAAGGGACAGACACACAGUCUAUAACUACUGAGCAGUCUCCUGAACACAGCCUAGGAUCUGAAAUUCCCCUUGUAAAGAUGAAAAAUUGGCAUGACAAAGAAGAUGUUUGUGUAUGUGGGGACCAAUAAUAAGAUACACCAGAAAACAUUUGAGGGUGCUGUGGCCAGUGUGGAAACCAGGGGCUGGGGAUCAGAGGGUACAACUGCCCAUUGAAAACAAUACACUAGGGGCCAGCCAGAUAGCUCAGUGGACUGAAGCACCUGCUUAGGCAGUGUCAUAAUCAGGGUUCAAUCCCCAG